AUGGAGAACAAAAUAAGUGACACAGCUUUUAACGUGUUUGAUGAAGUUCGCUUACAGGGCGAGCACACCGACGUCCUCAUCAAGGUUCAGGACACACAUUUUAAAGUGCACAAGAUCAUCCUUUGUGGCUGCAGCCCUUAUUUUAGAAUUCGGCUCCACAGGACGCUUUUCUCCAGCCAGUGGACCAACAAGGAGGAACAAUCCUACAAUGUUGCAGGAAUGUCCUCGGACACCAUGUCUCUUAUUAUUCAAUACGCAUACGCAAGACCAGUCCUCAUUACUGAAGAGAGCGUGCCAGAGCUAUUAGCGGCGGCUGAUCAGUUUUUAAUCUCAGGUCUAAUAGAUGACUGCUGCCAGUUCCUGGAGGCUAACUUAAGCCUGGAGAACUGCAUUGGCACCUGCAUGUUAGCAGAGUGUUUCCCCACCUGCUCCGCGUUCCUUCAGAAAACAAGGCUUUAUAUCCUGCACCACUUUGAGGAGGUGACGCAAGUAUCCGAGGAGUUCAUGGAGCUCCCACUGGGACAUCUAACGGAGAUGAUUGCUCAGGAUGAGCUGAACGUCAAACAGGAGGAGGUGGUUUUUGAGGCCAUCAUUCGCUGGAUUGGUCAUGCACCUGAAAACAGGAGAAAACACAUUGAUGUGCUUCUUUCAAAGGUUCGAAUGGGCUUGAUGUCACCAGACUAUUUCAUGACUGACGUCAGAAACAAUGCAUUGGUGCUGGAGAGCGAAGCAUGCUCGGAAAUCGUAAUCAAUGCAAUGAAGGUCAUUUUUGACCUCCACAUGGAAGAAACUGCCAGCUCAGAACUUGCAAAUAAACUGACACGCCCACGUUUGCCCUAUGAGAUCCUAUUGGCCAUCGGAGGGUGGAGCAUAAGCAAUCCCACCAAUGAGAUCGAGGCAUAUGAUGCAAAGGCGGACUGUUGGGUCAGUGUGACUCCAAAGGAUGAGCUUCCCAGAGCCUAUCUUGGCACAGCGGUCCUGGAUGGGUUCGUCUACUGUCUUGGCGGCUUUGACAGCGAGAAUUAUUUCAGCAGCGUGAGGAAAUUCAAUCCCAUCACUCAAACCUGGCAGGAGGUGGCUCCCAUGUAUGAACGUCGAUGUUAUGUUAGCGUUGCUGUCCUGGACGGCCUCAUUUAUGCCAUCGGAGGUUUUAAUGGAUUUGGACGGCUAAAAACAGCGGAACGCUACGAUGCGAACGCCAACCAGUGGACAAUGAUGGCAUCCAUGAAUGAACGGAGGAGCGAUGCCAGCGCCACAGCACUGCAGGGCAAGGUGAGCUCAUUUACACAUGACUCUCCACGCUCUACUGUUUACAAGUACUGCAGGAAACAUGUGGGACACUGUCAGUGUGUAAUGUGUGUCUGCCAGGUUUAUAUCUGCGGUGGUUUUACUGGGGUCGAGUGUCUCAUGUCGGCUGAGAGCUUUGACCCUCAAACGAACCAGUGGAGCCUCAUCGCUCCCAUGAGAAGCCGCCGCAGCGGUGUUGGGGUCAUCACUUAUGGAAAUCUCAUUUAUGCUGUUGGUGGUUUUGAUGGUGCCGCUCGUUUGCGAAGUGCCGAGGCCUACAACCCUCUUAAUGACACCUGGCAUGAUAUACGGUCUAUGAUAAACUCGCGCAGUAACUUCGGCAUUGAGGUGGUGGACGAUCAGCUGGUUGUCGUCGGGGGGUUUAAUGGAGUCGGCACCUGCCGGGAUGUGGAGUGUUACGACCGGAAGAUGGAUGAAUGGUAUGAAGCUUGCAGCAUGAGUGUUUCCCGCAGCGCCGUGAGCUGCUGUGUGAUCUCCGGGUUACCUGACGUCACACAGUACGUGGUGGACCGAGACUCUUUAGAGACGUCGGAUUACGAGUCUGACAGCGACUGA
Molecule: messenger RNA, 1863 nt
Organism: Puntigrus tetrazona (Sumatra barb)
Lineage: Eukaryota; Metazoa; Chordata; Actinopteri; Cypriniformes; Cyprinidae
Gene: klhl10a
Product: kelch-like family member 10a
Exons: 7
Coding region: 1-1863 (620 amino acids)
Molecular function (GO): protein binding
Source: RefSeq, a predicted model, not a curated record